AGUAACUGGUUUAGGGUCAUACAGCUGAGCCGUGGCUCAGUGCCUGCGCAGUGAAUUUAGGUGUCUUUUAUUCAGAGAUCAAGCACGCUAAAUUUCCAUCCUGAUUUGCAUUGAAGACCCUCAAAUCCCACUUGAAUGUUUGUUGUUUUACCCCUUCAAUCCUAUCACCUGAUUCCCAAGCAACUUACCCCGUCAGCUGCGGACUCCCACUGCCAUGUUCUCAGCUCGCAGAGGACCGACCUGGUGUGUGGGCAGAGAAGGAUCUCACCUGUGUGAAAUCCAGAGGCAAUGAGCAACAGAGGGACGAGCAGACAGCGGAGCAGCCUGUUUCAGGAGCAGAGAAGGUCCGUCUGCAAGAGAAGAGCCUGAUUCCCCUCUUGCGUCUAGCAGCAAGUCCCUGCCUGGUCAGUGCAGAAGGGAUUGACUGGGAUUCUGGAGCAGGCACCAGAUCCACAAGGGAUGAAGAGCUUCUGAGAGAGGAGAGGAGGAAGGCUUGCAGCAAAGCCCUCCCAGCUCGCUCGAGUGCCGGAGGUGAGUGCUGUCUCUUUGUGAGUGGCAGGCUGCAAAGAAAGAGAAGUGGGGUGGGAGGCAAGAGGAGAAAAAAAACCCCAAGUGCCACACCGUCAGCAGGAGAUCUGGAAAGGAGUGAGAGCUUCAAGCACUUUUCCCUGUGCCGGGUCACCUGGCUGGGUGUGAGAGCUGGGAGGAUUGCGGCCGGUGCUUCUGAGAUGUCAGCAGAGCAGUAAAAAGGCUUUGGAUGCUGGUGGGGACCUGAACAGUAGUGAAGCCUCUCUCAAGGGACUGGAACUAAGGGGAACCCAUGGAUGGUUUUUACUCCCCCGCAGAAGGAGAUGGGCAAGGUGUGAUCAAUGACACCAGCAGUAGGAAGAGCUGGGCAGAGGAAGGCAACUCCCGGUUGUCCUUCCGUGUGGUGACAGCUGCCUUACUUUUCCUUCUCAUCCUCUCCACGCUCCUGGGCAACACCCUGGUAUGUGUGGCUGUGAUCAAGUUCAGACACUUGCGCUCGAAGGUCACUAAUUUCUUCGUUAUCUCCUUGGCAGUGUCCGACCUCUUUGUGGCUGUACUGGUGAUGCCCUGGAAGGCAGCCACCGAGGUGGCAGGGUUCUGGCCCUUUGGGGCUUUCUGUGAUGUUUGGGUGGCUUUUGAUAUCAUGUGCUCCACGGCCUCUAUCCUCAAUUUGUGCAUCAUCAGCAUGGACCGUUACUGGGCUAUUUCCAACCCCUUCUGCUAUGAGAGGAAGAUGACACAGCGCGUGGCUUUCAUCAUGAUUGGGGUGGCUUGGCUACUGUCCCUCUUGAUUUCUUUCAUCCCUGUGCAGCUGAAGUGGCACAAGGAUCUUGAGCUCCUUAGCCAACAGGAGCCAGGUUUUAAUGUCACGGGGGAGGAGGAGAACUGUGAUUCCAGCCUCAACAGGACUUACGCCAUCUCAUCUUCUCUCAUUAGCUUCUACAUCCCUGUUGCCAUCAUGAUUGUGACGUACACCCGCAUCUUCCGCAUUGCCCAGCGGCAGAUCCGCAGGAUCUCCUCGCUGGAGAGGGCAGUGGAACAUGCCCAAAACUGCCACAGCAGCGACUGCCCUCAUGAGGCCUCCCUGAAGAACUCCUUCAAGAAGGAGACCAAGGUCCUCAAGACCCUCUUCAUCAUCAUGGGCGUAUUUGUCUUCUGCUGGUUGCCCUUCUUCGUGCUCAACUGCAUGGUGCCCUUCUGUAAUCUUGACCUGCGUGAGCCAGGAGAGCUACCUUGUGUCAGCGAGACCGUCUUCAACAUCUUUGUCUGGUUUGGGUGGGCCAACUCUUCCCUCAAUCCUAUCAUCUACGCCUUCAAUGCAGACUUCCGGAGAGCUUUUGCAACCAUUUUGGGCUGCGGCUGCCUUUGCCCCAGCAAUGCAGUGGAGACAGUGAACUUCAGCAAUGAGCUGGUCUCCUACCACCAUGACACUACGUAUCAGAAGGAAGUGGUGGCCCUCAGCUACCCCCAGCUUCUCCCCCAUGCUGCUCUGCAGAUGGAAAGCAGCGAGGUCUCCUUUGACAAGGUUUCUCAGGUCUCCGAGCCCUCUCGCACCACCUGCCCUGCGGAUGCCUUGCCUGCAGUGAUGCACGUGGAGUGUGAAAUGGCUGUCUCGCUGGAGAAGAUUACACCUUUCACCAGCAAUGCCUUUGAUUGAGACGGGGUUGGGAAAAGGGUGGUGGGAUGGUCUCGGGGAGAGCUGGAAGCAGGUACACUAUUGCAGUUGCCUAUUUUUCUGAGGAGUUUGAGGAUAACGUGGAUAUUGCACUCUCUGUCUGGGCAGGAGUUUGUAUUAAUAAGCGUGGAAUAGCCAGAGUGAUCUUCCAGAUGGCUCAAGGGGUUCAGAUACAUGGUUUUGUAACUCGGGGUUUGAGAUCCAGCCCAGGCGGGCAGUGGAGAUCUGCGUUGCUGCUCUCUCUAGUUGACCCACGGAAGAAUGCUUUCUGCAAAAGACAAAAAUGCAAGGGCUCGAAUUCCACUUUCCUGGUGACUUCAUCUGAGAAAGCAGAGGCUUGGGUGGUCUGCUGAGC
This is a messenger RNA of Egretta garzetta (little egret), 2558 nucleotides long. Its product is annotated as D(1) dopamine receptor. Gene Ontology annotation, molecular function: dopamine neurotransmitter receptor activity; G protein-coupled receptor activity. The transcript has a single exon. Gene Ontology annotation, cellular component: plasma membrane. Gene Ontology annotation, biological process: vasodilation; adenylate cyclase-activating adrenergic receptor signaling pathway. NCBI's taxonomy places the organism in Eukaryota, Metazoa, Chordata, Aves, Pelecaniformes, Ardeidae. The coding region runs from base 821 to 2185 and encodes 454 amino acids. The record is from RefSeq and is a predicted model, not a curated record.